Messenger RNA from Budorcas taxicolor (takin), 8689 nucleotides. RefSeq names its product NEDD4 like E3 ubiquitin protein ligase (gene NEDD4L). The record is from RefSeq and is a predicted model, not a curated record. Gene Ontology annotation, molecular function: sodium channel inhibitor activity; protein binding; ubiquitin protein ligase activity. The coding region runs from base 382 to 4086 and encodes 1234 amino acids. The transcript is spliced from 27 exons. Gene Ontology annotation, biological process: ubiquitin-dependent protein catabolic process; regulation of dendrite morphogenesis. Lineage: Eukaryota; Metazoa; Chordata; Mammalia; Artiodactyla; Bovidae.
CCUGUCUGAUGGAAAACCAGCAGCUGGGAAGGUGCUGUUUCAGGCUCUUGCUGUUUAAAAAAAAAUGAGAGCGAGAGGGGGAAGAAAACUCCACUAAGUCCAGAAGCUGGCAUUGGAGAGGGAGACCGCGGUCAUGUGGUUCCGGCCACCCUACCCUCUGUCACAGUGCGGAUGAGAGCUUUCUGCUCUUAUCCAAUCAUGCCUGGAAUGCCGCUUGCCACUUGGGUUAUUUCUGCUAUCUGCCGCCCUUGGUGCCGCAGUGCUCACGCUUUGGCAGAUGGAACGCUUUUCCUUGGAGUUCGUGUCUUUGGGGUUUGACUGCUGGCAGCGCCGGGCCUGUUGUUGCUGCUCGCCCUGUCCCUCCCUGGCCCUCUGGGCACCAUGGCCCAUCGGCUUCGGUUUCAUUUUGGCUCCUGCCGCAGCAACACAGCCCCCGAGUCGGAGAUCCUAGACCAGGAGGGAGAAGACGACUUUUUCAUGGCAUUCCACACGCUCCCGCGGCGGGGCGGCGCGGUUGCGCUGGCCCCGAGCGGAGCGCAGGACGCGGGCCUGCGGGGAGGCGUGGGCGCGCUCAAGCGCAGCACGUCCAUGUUCAUUCCGCAGCUGCUGGGCCCCGUGGACGCGCGGCCCACGCGGAGCUCGUCCGUGCAGAUCUCGCUGCAGCGCAAGGCGGCUGACGGCGCCCCCGACGACGGCGAUGUGGGCACGGAGCCGCCGGGGGAGCCCCCCGAGGCCAAGAGCCUCGACGACAGCAGCGGCGAUGGCUCCCCUCCCGGGGGGCCCGGAGCUCCGGGCCCGCAGCUCAAUGGCACGUGCGGCCGCCGCCGAGCGCCGGGCCCUGACGGCCGCGAGGAGGCCGAGCCGCCAGCCGUGCGCAUCCAACACCGCGCGUCCAGCGCCGAUGUGCGCCCGGUGAAGCUGACGCCCUCGGGGGCUGAGGGCCAGGCUGGCCCCGCGGCGGCAGCGCCCGAGCCCAGGCGCUGGUCCCUGCAGCACGUUCCAGACGCUUCUGGAAGCUCCGGGAAGCGCUGUUUUGUCUUCCAGCUGCAGCAGCCGCCAGCCGGUGGCUGCGGGCCCGCGCCGGGCGGCGACUUCAACUUCGGCUUCACCGGCACCAAGGGGGACAGGUUGGUGAGGUAUCCCCGAAUCCGGCUGGAGAGGAGCAGCUCGUACCCCACGCCGCCCCGGUCCGAGCGCGGGAGUCCUCCGGAGGAGCGCGGCCACCCGGACCCGGAGGCGCUGCCGCGGGGCCGCAGGGUGGCUCCCGAUGCCCACAGGACCGAUGCGGCGGCCGAGAGGUCGCCACAAGGCCAGGGCUGCACGUUUAAGAUCAGGCAGGAUCAAAACGCGGGGCAGCAGCACUUCAGAAUCCUCGUGACUCGGGGGCCCGAGGAAGCCCCCCAGAGUCCCGAGGAGGACGCCGCCGCGGCCGGCCCGGCUUCCACGGGAGCUGGCGCCCCGACACGGGACGACUUCCUGGGACAGGUGGACAUACCCCUUAGUCAUCUCCCGACAGAAGACCCAACCAUGGAGCGACCCUACACAUUUAAGGACUUUCUCCUCCGGCCAAGAAGUCAUAAAUCUCGGGUUAAGGGAUUUUUGCGAUUGAAAAUGGCCUAUAUGCCCAAAAACGGAGGCCAAGAUGAAGAGAACAGUGAGCAGCGGGAUGAGAUGGAGCCCGGGUGGGAAGUCGUUGACUCCAAUGACUCGGCUUCUCAGCACCAGGAGGAGCUGCCCCCGCCUCCGCUGCCCCCCGGGUGGGAAGAGAAGGUGGACAACCUGGGCCGCACGUACUACGUCAACCACAACAACCGGACCACCCAGUGGCACCGGCCCAGCCUCAUGGACGUGUCGUCCGAGUCCGACAGCAACAUCCGGCAGAUCAACCAGGAGGCCGCGCAUCGCCGCUUCCGCUCGCGCAGACACAUCAGCGAGGACCUGGAGCCGGAGCCCAGCGAGGGCGGGGAGGGCCCCGAGCCUUGGGAGACCAUUUCGGAGGAAGUGAACAUGAGCGGAGACUCACUCAGCCUGGCGCUGCCCCCGCCGCCAGCCUCGCCUGUGUCCCGGACGAGCCCCCAAGAGCUGUCCGAGGAGCUGAGCAGAAGGCUGCAGGUCACUCCCGACUCCAACGGCGAGCAGUUUGGGUCUUUGAUUCAGAGAGAGCCGUCCUCCAGGUUGAGGUCCUGCAGUGUCACCGAUGCGGUCGCGGAGCAGGCUCAUCUCCCGCCGCCAUCAGUGGCCUAUGUACACACUACGCCGGGCCUGCCCUCGGGCUGGGAAGAGAGGAAAGAUGCUAAGGGACGCACAUACUAUGUCAAUCAUAACAAUCGAACCACAACUUGGACUCGGCCUAUUGUGCAGCUCGCAGAAGACGGCGCAUCCGGAUCCGCCACAAACAGUAACAACCACCUAAUCGAGCCUCAGAUCCGCCGGCCUCGUAGCCUCAGCUCGCCAACAGUAACUUUAUCCGCCCCGCUGGAGGGCGCCAAGGACUCACCCGUACGUCGGGCUGUGAAAGAUACCCUUUCCAACCCACAGUCCCCACAGCCAUCACCUUACAACUCCCCCAAACCACAACACAAAGUCACACAGAGCUUCUUGCCGCCCGGCUGGGAGAUGAGGAUAGCGCCCAACGGCCGGCCCUUCUUCAUUGACCACAACACAAAGACCACGACGUGGGAAGAUCCACGCCUGAAAUUUCCAGUACACAUGCGGUCAAAGGCAUCCUUAAACCCCAAUGACCUUGGCCCUCUUCCUCCUGGCUGGGAAGAGAGGAUUCACUUGGACGGCCGGACGUUCUACAUCGACCACAGCAGCCAGGUGUUAUGUGGCGAGGACGAUGCCAGAGACGCAGUGCCCUCGUACGAUAGCAAAAUUACUCAGUGGGAAGACCCAAGACUGCAGAACCCAGCUAUUACUGGUCCGGCUGUUCCUUACUCCAGAGAAUUUAAGCAGAAAUAUGACUACUUUAGAAAGAAAUUAAAGAAACCUGCGGAUAUUCCAAAUAGGUUUGAAAUGAAACUUCACAGAAAUAACAUAUUUGAAGAAUCCUAUAGGAGAAUCAUGUCUGUGAAAAGACCAGAUGUCCUGAAAGCUAGGCUGUGGAUUGAGUUUGAAUCGGAGAAAGGUCUGGACUAUGGGGGCGUGGCCAGAGAGUGGUUCUUCCUGCUGUCCAAGGAGAUGUUCAACCCUUACUACGGCCUCUUCGAGUACUCGGCAACGGACAACUACACACUUCAGAUCAAUCCUAAUUCAGGCCUCUGUAAUGAAGAUCAUUUGUCUUAUUUCACUUUCAUUGGAAGAGUUGCUGGGCUGGCAGUAUUUCACGGGAAACUUCUAGAUGGUUUCUUCAUUCGACCGUUUUAUAAAAUGAUGCUGGGAAAGCAGAUAACUCUGAAUGACAUGGAAUCUGUGGAUAGCGAAUAUUACAACUCUUUGAAAUGGAUCUUAGAAAAUGACCCAACUGAACUGGACCUUAUGUUCUGCAUUGAUGAAGAGAACUUCGGGCAGACAUAUCAAGUGGAUCUGAAGCCCAACGGGUCAGAAAUAAUGGUAACAAAUGAGAACAAAAGAGAGUACAUCGACCUAGUCAUCCAGUGGAGGUUUGUGAACAGGGUCCAGAAGCAGAUGAACGCCUUCCUGGAGGGAUUCACGGAACUGCUCCCUAUUGAUUUGAUUAAAAUCUUUGAUGAAAAUGAACUGGAGUUGCUGAUGUGCGGCCUUGGCGACGUGGAUGUGAACGACUGGCGACAACAUUCUAUCUACAAGAACGGCUACUGCCCGAACCACCCUGUGAUCCAGUGGUUCUGGAAGGCUGUGCUGCUGAUGGACGCCGAGAAGCGCAUCCGGUUACUGCAGUUUGUCACGGGGACGUCUCGAGUACCUAUGAAUGGAUUUGCCGAGCUUUAUGGUUCCAAUGGUCCUCAGCUGUUUACAAUAGAGCAAUGGGGAAGUCCUGAAAAACUGCCCAGAGCUCACACGUGCUUUAAUCGCCUUGACUUACCUCCGUAUGAAACCUUCGAAGAUUUACGAGAGAAGCUUCUCAUGGCUGUGGAAAAUGCCCAGGGAUUCGAGGGGGUGGAUUAAGUGCCCCCUGCCUCAGGGCGGUUAUUCUUCGAGCAAGUCCUGCUUGCACUUUUGCAUUUGCCUGACAGACUCUGCAGAGACGCUGGCAGAGAGCAGCGCGGCGAGGGGUCCCGGAGCGGAGCCCCUGCCCCCGACUUGCCCACGGCCGACAGGGAGACCCCGUCCCGGGUCGCGUUCCUGCAUUUCCCACCACCAAUUUCCAACUGGUUGAUGUGUAUACUGAUUACAUUUCAGGAGGACUUAUUCUAUUUAUGUUGUGCCUCUGUAGGCCAAGCCCUUAAUAAAUAUUUUCCAUACUUUAUAAUGACAGCGAAUGGAAUUAAUCACUCUACAGGUAUAGUAUUACAACUCAUGUUUACUUUUUAAAAUGAUUUAGACCGAUUUGCAGAUUUUAUUUCACAAUUAAAGAUGUCUCAUGUACUUGGAAAAGUGAGCAUAUUUUUUUUUUUGUAUUUGAAUUUCAUACCAGGUUUAAUGUCGGUGAUGUUUUUAUUUUUAAAGUACUUGGAAAGCCCCACCCCCUACCGGAUUAGCUAUGGAAGACUGACUUCUGUCCAAAAUCCUUCCGCAGACAAAUACUCUAACAUUAGCCAUCAUGACAGUUUUUUCCAUGCUCAGAAUGAAAACUGGAUAUUACUUUUUUUUGUUCGAAUUUAGCGUAAUAGCUGCAGAGUGAGAGAAUUGUAACAUAGCAUGACAAAAUUUGUGUUGACUUGAAGGAAUCACACCAUUAUUCCUUAGAAGUAACUACGUGUGCUGGAGCACGUUUGAGGGAGGGUUGGACUAUGACUUCUCGAAGAGAAGCUACUUAACCCUUCCCGAUGCUGUACAGCCCUCCUGUCAUAUUCUCCUCCUCGCUGUUGUAGUCGAGACGCUCGAAUGGAACUUGGCACCGAGUGACGGGAGAGCAGGCCUGUGCAGCCUCCUGCCUGUGCGCGUUUGCGAACGAUAGCUGAACACGCAACUUCUGUUCUAACUGCACCAGUUCUGAAGGCACUUUAUGUACCACAUGGAGGUCAUGCCUGGUUUUGUUUUGGUUUUGUUUUUUAAUCAUAGCAUUGAAUGUGAUUUCUUCUCUCUGCACAUGCCUUUCCGGUGCAAUAUCUAUCGGUUGUGAAUCUGGCUGCUGGUGUCUAAACCCUGGCUGUAAAGCUGAGCCUCGAGGCCUGUCCUCACCAAGCGUUUUGUGAUUUCUACUCCACUGCAAAGAUUACUAGACAAUCUAACCGGGUUUUGUUCCCGAUGACCUGUUGCAUGCUUCCAUACCGUGCUCUGCCCGCGCUGUGUCCGUCGCGUGCUAGAUUAAAAGGGCGGAGAGACCUGAUUUGACACCCAGACGUCUGGCUCUCCAGCUGACCCUGCUGGGGGUGGAGAGCUCUGCGGGAUUCGCGUUCAUGGCCACUCGCGAGUCCUCGCUGCAGAACUGUGUUUUGAGGGGACGCCUGAGGCAGGGCGAGGGGGUCUAGCAGACCCUUCUGUCCUUCUUAACCUGUGUUGUCCUAAGCCCUGUGGCGGCCAUCCAGGGAAACUGGAUAGAUUGCUUGCCAGUCGUAGAUGAGACCAAAAGAACUGUGGUUUCAGGGCCUCCACUUAGGAUCUUCCGGGUGGCUUGUAGGAAGCCUCGAGUGUUUGUGGUUGAGCUGUUUAAAGGGGCUGCAGAGCCCUUGGCAUCUAAAAGGUGGAGUUCUACAGAGCUGAGGGUUGUUCCCUUCUCACAUUGAUUUUUAAAAAUCCAAUAGUGAUCAGAAAACCUAGAUGUUGAGUAAUUAGGAAAAAAAAAACAAUAUUGCUCAUUAUUUUUACCUCUUGGUGGGAUUUUCUCCCUUCAGUUGAUAUAACAAGUAUCUUCUUCUCUUAGCCCCUCGGCUUGCUUUUUAUGAUUCAUGUCAAAGCCUGGGAGAGCAGUGUGCUGGGAUGGGUUUUAUAAGUGUGUAAUUAUAGGGAAGAAAUCCAACAAUCCUUGUCGAAGAACUGGGAUUCUUCUGUCAUUUCAUAAAUUCUUAAAUCAGAAUGUUCACUGAAUGCAAAUUAGGCAAAGUACUGAAAAUAUGCAAGAAAACCCAUUCUAAGAUCAUUUCUGUGCCAAGAACAGAUAAGAAUUAUUGAAAUAGACCCCCGUGAAUACUUGGAAGGCGCUAAUUGUGAAUGACAGUUCGGUUCAUCUCUCCCUUAUUAUCUGAUUUCAGCGACAGCUCGAAAGUGCUGGGUUUAGAGUUUGUUUGGGGGUUUUGGCUUCCUUGAAUCCAGAUAAGCUUUCCCAGUUCUCAGCAACUCUCCGUGUUCCACUCUUUGUCUAAAACAGUCACGUACCUUGCUUUCUCUGGAUCCUGACGACCACUGCCCACCACUUUCACUCUGUAGCCUCAGGCGGCGGCAAGGAAGAGGCGCAGUGGGCCGAGCAGAGGCCUCUGCCCACCUGGCUCAGCAGGCCUGGGGGCAGAGGAUGGUGUCGCCGCCCCAGAUCUGUUUAACAGUGAUGCCUUCCUAGAAAUGACUGGGAUCCAGCUUCUCUAGUCCCCUGGAAAAGAGCCAUUGUGGGCCAUUUUGCCACAAGGUUAAGAAGUCAGUUCCAGAAUUUGCAUGUGGUUGAAAGGUUUUUAAACAUCGGCUAACCCAGUCACCUGUAAAAGUCCUGCGUGUUUCUAGUCCCCCCUCUUGUCGGCCUAACAGUGAGUUUGGGGAGUCCUGCUUGGUAGGGAUUGGCUCCAGGCAGGGUCUGCUCGUCUACCUGCCGCCUCUGCGACAGGGAGUGAUGAGGCGUGGGUCUCAGCACUCUUUUCCUUUCUCCUGAAACACGUCCCUUUACUUAGCAAGGCGCUUUGGUAGCUCCCACCAGAUACUCCCUAAGGCUGGAUGACAAAUGCCUGACAUGGUUUGUUCCUCCCACAUAAGGAUGCAGGGACAGGUUCUGAGAAGAAUGGUUCGCAAAAUAUUUGAACCACUCUCUGCAUCUCACACUGUUCAAUGGACAGCAUGGACCGUUGCCGUGUGACCUUGCCAGGUCCAAACUGGCCCCCUUGAAAACCGAGCUUGUGUGCCGCAAACUACUAAUUGUCCUCACAGUUACUACUAAUUGUUUCUCACUUGACUCCGCUGUUUUUCUAAGUCUUGUAUCUUGCCUCUGAAAUAUCAGGAUCCAUAGAGCACGCCUGGGUUAACCAGUCCUCAAGCCCUUGCCCAGCGGUGCGCUGGGCCUCCUCACCCUGACUCUGCAGCCCUGGCGGACCCCGGUGUCGUCUCCUGCCCUGCCGGCAGGGGGCGAAGCCGUGCAGGGGACCCUCCUCCGACCCCCAGGAGGUCCUGCACUACCUCUGUCUUAUUCAGACUUUGGGGUACACCCUGGUAAGUCAAACUGCCAAUUUUAGGUCCGAGAUGUGCUUUUUAAAAUAAACCUUAAUAAACUCCACUUUGUACUUUAGAUUUUAAAACUGGGAAGAAAAAUGUGAUAUACUUUGGACCACUUUUUUUUUUUUUAAUUUAUCGAAGCCUUAACGAACAGUGUAUAUACAUCUGCGUUCACACCCCCCGCCCCCGUCCCCAGAGUGUUUUCAGCACGUCAGGGACAAAGCUGUAGCGUUAGGAUGUGAGCUUGUAUGUGUUAUAGGAAAGGCGAGCUUUCUGUUGGUGCAGAAUCGUCCAAGAAAACCUCUCGUUUAGACCCCUCCCCUUCGUUAAAGGUGUUGCGUGCAGAGCAGCGCAUGUUUAGGACGCAUGUCUUUUCGGUGGUCGGCCUUGUGUUUGUACGAGUGACGGUAGAGUCUCACGGCGUCGGUGACAGGCCUCUGUGUGCUGCCUUCUUGAUGUGUAUCAGUGCAUCGUAAGCCUCGUGACCGUGACCCCGUGUCCACAGGCAGAAUCUGCGUUCCUACAGAAGCCACUUUGCCCCUCCCUCAGACUAAUUUCACCUGGACUGUCACGGUCUCCUUCGUGUUAACUUCGCGUUUAACUGUUGCCCCUUCAGUACUAUGUAUGUAAUAUAUGUACGAACAUCUGCUGUGCAAAUCUAUCUGUAUAUAUUUGUAUGGCAUUUACACCUACCUUGAGGAAUCUGGUUUGGAAAGGGAGUGAGAGGUUAGUCCCUGCUACCGUUUUCUCCAAGCUGUGUCCUGAGAAUUCUGACCCUCAGAGAACCCAAGGGAGAUGAUGAUAGAAUAUGCUGUCAUCUCUUAAUUCAGGAUCUAUUAUCAAACAAAACAUGAAAAAAAGAAAAAACAGUGACUUUUAAGGUGAAAAGUUUCAAGCAUUCCAAAUGAAUUCUCAAUGUUUCGUAACUUUUUAUUAUAACCUCACCUCCUAAUACAAAGCCAAGUACUAUUUGAUACAGUGAUUAAAAACCAAACAACUUGGAAAUUUUUUAAAAGACAUCGUCUGGCUAAAUGCUCAUUUUCACAAUCAGAAUAGCUUUAAAAUAGUUGAAUUUGAUACACGUAGAAAAGGUUUUGUUGAACAAAUUCCUUUUGCUUUUCGUUUUUCUUGAGAGACUUAAAGAGAAAUUGUGGAUUGUUUUCCUGACUUAACAAGAGUAUUGUGACAAAAUGAAGUCAUUGUAAAGACGUGAUGCGACUUGUCAAAUAUUUAAUAAAGGAUUGUGGAAGCCGGAACU